AUGGCCAUGAAAAAGACAGCCAAGCAACUACCAACCCAAAACGAGUUCCUUCAAACCGGGCUAGUGCCUUGCAGUCUAGGAUCUCCAUGCCUUCAAGACACUCUGUGCUCUAUCUGCACUUGCGUUUGCAAGGCUGAUGAAGAAGUCGUCAAGAUCGUCCACGGCAGCAUUUGUAUUUUCCACAAAGAGUGCAUUAUGUCAUGGUUUAGUUCUACUCAUCGCAUGCGAGGCACCUGCCCUAACGAUAGGAUGGAGCUUUUUGAGCCUGAUCGCCUCACACCGCAACAAAUUGCCGCGGAAGGUGCGCCGUUCAUGGAUCGAAACUCGCUGGCUCUGAUCGGACGCUUCUAUCUCCAGGAUGCUAAACAUCGGCUUCAUGUAUUUCUUCGUAUCCACAACGAUUUUCUCACCACGGAUGAGAUUGUUCACGACUGGAAUACAUCUGUUGCUCUGCGAGAAAUGCUUGAAGAAGAUGUGCGCUUUUUCCGUGGUGAGCUUGCUUCCGCUAAUGGUGACCUUGAGGAUAUCCGCGUCGAGUUCCAGGAGAUGGUCGAGGCCAUCCAGACCGAACUAACUCGCGCACAUGCGAAGUAUGUUGCGGCUGCAAAGGAGGCUAUUACAUCGCUUCGGUUCCGUAUGAAUUGGAUUCGCGAGAAUAGCCCGAACCAGCCGACCAAUACCCUUACUUACUACGAGGCAAAAGUGGAAGAAUUAGGGUCACUGCUUUCCAGCGCCUAUCUAUCUGAUCAGCGACAUUUGGCUCGCUCAUUAGGCAGCCUGUCACAGCAAAUCAACGUACUAGGUAGGAAGCUGUGUAGCCAGGUGCAGCCAGACCGGAACCUGCGAAAUGCAGAACAUCCGGGACUGGAUGAGGAAGAUCUUCGUAUGUUGGAGGUGGCUGAGCAGCUGCGUCAGCAGACGAAUGGAGAUGAUGAGGAACAGGCUGAAGGAGGAGCCUCGCUGAAUUAG
Messenger RNA from Trematosphaeria pertusa, 969 nucleotides. RefSeq lists its product as uncharacterized. The transcript has a single exon. The record is from RefSeq and is a predicted model, not a curated record. Bases 1 to 969 code for a protein of 322 amino acids. NCBI's taxonomy places the organism in Eukaryota, Fungi, Ascomycota, Dothideomycetes, Pleosporales, Trematosphaeriaceae.